AUGCCGGAAAAAAUAAGAAUCAACUAUGACAAUGAAGAUAUUUAUGAAGGAGAAUUAGACAACGAAGACCGGCCACACGGCCGAGGCGUCUAUACUCAUCAUACGGAAGCAGGUGAGAUACAAGUAGGAGUAUAUGAUGGCGAAUGGCAAAAUGGUAAAAAGCAUGGCGAAGGAACACAUCAUUAUAGAAAUGGUGAUGUCUACAAAGGUUCAUGGCAAAAUGGUUUAAGACAUGGUCAUGGGACUUACACUUAUCAUAAAAAAACAGCAAAUCAAUCGGUUAAAUAUGUUGGUAAUUGGGAAAAUGAUCAGAAACAUGGCAAAGGUACGAUGACGUUUUCAAAUGGUGAUACCUAUGAAGGUGAUUGGAAGAAUAACAACAUGGAAUCGAAAAGGUCUAUUUAUACUUAUAAGGACAAUUCAAAAUAUGAAGGUGCAUGGAAAAAUGAUGAUAAGAAUGGCGAAGGCGUUUUGACCUAUAGCAACGGUGAUGUUUAUGAAGGACAAUUCAAAGACGGAAAAAGACAUGGCAAAGGAACGUAUAAGUUCUCUCAGGGCCAAUCAAAAGUAGGAUAUUAUGUAGACGAUAAACGUGUCGGUGGAAAACCCACGAGUUCUGAACAGGCCGCUACGACAACGACUUCAAAUGCAACUUAUUCAGAAAAUGACGCUCGUUCGGAUGGCGAACAUACAGAUGAUUAG
Adineta ricciae is the source of this 702-nucleotide messenger RNA. The record is from the annotation of a GenBank genome assembly. NCBI's taxonomy places the organism in Eukaryota, Metazoa, Rotifera, Eurotatoria, Adinetida, Adinetidae.